UUGAUGUCACAGAGGGAGGUUAGAGUUUCAGUGAAACCGGUCUGUACAUUAAUGUGUGUGGUUUUCAUUGUGUGUUUUCUGACCGUGUGCAUGGUUACUACAAGCUUCAAGACCCAGCUCUCCUAUAAUCUCCCUGCAUUAUUAUUUGUAUGUGGCCCGUGAUCUCCCUGUGGGUCAGCGUGUGUGUUUUAAAGAAGGAAUCGUUUUCUCUUCAGUCCUGGGCAGCGGUGGCGAGAUGGCUUGGGUUUUUGCCUAUCAGAGCUCCGAGGUGGACUGGUGUGAGGAUAAUUACCAGCACUACGACACUGUGGCCGAGUUCUACAACACGGUCAGCAAUGUGAGCUUCUUCAUCUUCUCCCCGAUCAUGAUGUACCUGCUGCACCCCUACGCCCGGGAGAGGACCAGGGCAGUGCACCUCGUCUGGCUCAUGAUGAUGGCCAUAGGUGUGUUUUCCGCAUACUAUCACAUGACUCUCAGCUACAUGGGUCAGCUACUGGACGAGCUCUCCAUCCUUUGGGUCCUAGCCAUUGGCUACACACUGUGGUUUCCACGGCGACUCUUCCCAGCAUUCAUUAGGAGCAGAAGUCAGUUUGCAUGCCUGGUGUUCUUGGCAGCCACCAUCAGCACCCUGUCCUCCUUCGCCAAGCCCACCAUCAACGCUUACGCACUCAACUGUGUGUCUCUGCACAUUCUCUACAUCCUGCAGCUUGAGCUCAGGAGCUGCAGUGACCCGCGGAUCCACAGGCUCGCCCUGGUCACUGUGGCCUGGUGGGCUUUAGCCAUCUCCUGCUGGCUGAGCGACCGGUUUCUGUGCAGCUUCUGGAAGAGAAUCCACUUCUGCUACCUGCACAGCUUCUGGCACAUUCUCAUCUCGGUGGCCUCUGCUCACGGCAGUGCCCUCUUUGCUUACUUCGAUGCCCAGUCCGAGAUCCCAGAGGCCAAGCCUGAGCUGCGUUACUGGCCAGAGAACCGCUGGAACCUGGGAAUGCCGUACCUGUCUGUGAGGGAGGGGUCCACACAGCGGAAACAGUGCUGAUCUUCCCUGCUGGACGGGGGGCACUCACACACGUCCUGUCUGAAACAAGAGGCGGGCAAAAUCAACCUUACCCAAAUUGUUGGAAAUAGUCAACAAUUAGCCACAAUCAAUUUGUGCUAAGCUAAAAGCUGAUUUGUACAGAUACAAAUCUGAGAGAUUUUGAUUGUCAUUGUGAUUGAAAUACCUAUCAGGGUGUCAGGCUCUCACUUUGUACUGGCACAGCAAUGUGUGUGCGUGCGCGUGCGUGUGCUACAUUUCACUACCACUAAUUAUUAGAUAUCGUUUCAUCAUUUACAUGUAUUAUUUUUUAAGAACAAUGUUCUGUGUUAUUUAUCAGUGGAAAAUGUCACAAUAACAGAACCUCAGGACACUUUUACCACUACUAAACCCUGGAAACCUGUGCUAUAUGUUAUGUAGUCAUAUUGUCUUACAAAUCAAAAUGUUGUAUUUUCUCAAAGGGUAGGAACAACAGUUUUACCUUUGGCUACAGAAGCAUUGAGCAUUGAGCAUUACACAGUAUUGUAAUUGAAGUGCCAGUGUGUGCUGGUGUGAAUCACUAACAGGAAAACAUUACCACUGCACAAUUAUAAUGUUCACAAAGCCUUGUUGGAGCAAGGUUCUGGUGUAAGUAAACAUUCCCGGCAACUACUGUGCACAGACCAGAAAUAAGGAAUCUGACUCAGUAAUGGUUAAAUGAGGUAUCAUUGCUCUGAAAACACUAGAGAGGGGUGAUACUACAGCAGGGAACAAAGUAAUAAUCUCCACUUGCUUUUUAUUUCUGACUUCUCAAACAACUGCAAAAAAGGGUCUAUUGCAGCUGCCCCCCCGAGUACAGGAGCACUGCAUUGUCUGUGUAAUGCUGCUGCAUUGCUAGUCAGGGUAAUUUAGUAAGAGUACAGCUGAUUGCGCAGUUGCCAGGACUUUGUUCACUGUGCAGUUUGUUUGCACAUGCAUUUUCCACUUUAGUUUUGAACACAUGCUUGCAUCAGCCCUAUGCAUGCUUCUCUCUUAAUUUACAGCAAUAGGUGGUUAUUAGUGACACAUUCAAGCUGGAAGAAAGCAGAAACACUGUUUAAAAAAAGCACUGAUGCCAAUAUGAUGAAAAUUGCACUGUAUUGUAUUCUGUAUCUCAAUGUCACAAAAGCUAAAGUAUUCAUUGAUAAGACCUGUGUACAAAAUUUCACCACAG
This is a messenger RNA of Polyodon spathula (Mississippi paddlefish), 2225 nucleotides long. RefSeq names its product alkaline ceramidase 1-like. Bases 236 to 1036 code for a protein of 266 amino acids. The record is from RefSeq and is a predicted model, not a curated record. Gene Ontology annotation, molecular function: hydrolase activity, acting on carbon-nitrogen (but not peptide) bonds, in linear amides. Lineage: Eukaryota; Metazoa; Chordata; Actinopteri; Acipenseriformes; Polyodontidae. Gene Ontology annotation, cellular component: membrane. The transcript is spliced from 7 exons. Gene Ontology annotation, biological process: ceramide metabolic process.